Molecule: messenger RNA, 2309 nt
Organism: Cutaneotrichosporon oleaginosum
Lineage: Eukaryota; Fungi; Basidiomycota; Tremellomycetes; Trichosporonales; Trichosporonaceae
Biological process (GO): DNA-templated transcription
Molecular function (GO): zinc ion binding; DNA binding
Source: RefSeq, a predicted model, not a curated record
ACGUCGGCGACGAGCUUGCAAGUCGCGCGCUUGGCUCCGAACUCAGCCGACACCUUGUCCAGGUUUACUUCUCCUCGGUCCACUUGACACUCCCUGCAAUCAGCCCAGAGGCAUUCUACAUGUCGUGGCAACAAGCUGGUGAGCGUUCAGACCGCAUGACCCCCGCACAGGAGGUCCUGUGCGCGGUGAUUGAGGCAUGGGCUGCCCGAUUCUCAGACCACCCGGUCGUUCUGGGGAUCGGUCCGAAUAAACAGCACAACCCCAAAUUAAUUUUAGCGCCUAAAUCCGGCGAAAUUGACUCUCUAAUUGAUCAAGCAGAAUAUGGGCAGAAGCGUCUUCGCGUGUGUUUUGCACUCGUGGAGCGCGCACGCAAGCUCAUUGAUGAGCAUGGAAUUCUUCGUAAACCUAGUUUGACGGGCGUGCAGGCUCUCGCACUGUUCACACAACUUCAGCACAUGACCGACCAUAACCCCGACGCCCCAGAGCAUCUCAUGGAAAGUGAGAUGCUUCAUACCAUGUUAGUGCAGCAACUUCGAAAACUGGAUGGCUGUUGGGUCGCGGAAGGUAGCGUUCCCAUCUCCAAAGACGAUGGCCCCACAACUGCCCACGAGCAGCGGAUCAAGCAACGCCGACUGUGGUGGACCGUGUUCAUUGCCGACUCGUUCUGGGCGGCAGGGACGUGCUCCAAACCUGUCAUUCCCGAGGAGGACAUCAAGGCCUCACGAGAAUGGCUCGAGGCCAUCAACCCCGGUAAUAUGCCAUCCAGCUUCGAGUCGAUGGCCUUUUUCAUGAGCUGCUUUCAUCACAUUGCCACUCUCACGCGCGCGGUCGCCAACCAGCUCGCCCUCCCCUGUAAACGUCCCGGCCGCGUCGAUGUCGCCGAGUUCUGCAAGAACACGCGUGUCAUCUGGAAAGGCGUGCGCGACCUGUAUCAGGAAAUGAACGGCAAGGUCGAGGAAGUUCUCUCUCUCGCCAAGGAGGAGAUCUUGGGCUUCUCGCCGGUCCAUCAAUUCUGCAGUCUUCGCCUGGCAACGACCUACAUUCUUCUGAUCAUGCAGCAGAUUAUCCAGCAGUUGCUCGACUUCCGCAAGCGUCUUCACGAGGCGUACAUCUUCGACGACAACGUUCCGCUCCAAGCGCAGCCCGAAGCCGCCCGCGUCUCGGCGCUAAAGGAGCUGCACGCCCAAAGCAUUGAUAUUCUCCUUGCCAACGUUCGCGCUCAAACCCCUUUGUUCGAGACGCUUCAUCCUACUGGCUUCAUGCAAGGUGCCUCGAUGAUUGCGCGCGUGUCCCUCGCUGCUGCGCAGUUCCUCUCCGAGGUGCCCACAAACGAACAGGGUUAUCCGAACCACACCCGUGGCGGUGUCGACUGGACAUGGGAGAACAAGCAGGCCGAGGUGGACAGCUGUGUCAAGGCGUUGCGCCAGCUGGGCUGGGCGUGGGCCGAUGUUUCACCUGUUCUCAGCAAGAUCAAAAUGAAUAUGGCUCGGAUGACACCAUCAGACGAGUCUUUGCUGUCAUACGCCUUUGAGGCGCAGAACAUCUCGGAGAGUGCCGCCCAGCAGGCCGCCAGGCGUAAAUCUGACGGGCGUCGCGAUUCACAAGCCCUGGACGCCGUACUUGAAUUCUGGCCACCAGCCUCCGUUCCGAAGAAGCUUCGCCACAUGGAUGCUGAGCAGUACGCCGUCAGGCGGCUGCGCGCGCUCGACUACGGCCGCGGUAACUUUGAAUAUCAGCCCAUUCCCCUCCAUGGUGUUUCCCUAGAGGCACCAGUGAGCUCCAGCUCGCUUAACGGUGCGACCAACGAAACCCCCGUAUCCUUGGCGUCUGCCAUGAUGAACGCAACACCUCGCCACUCGUGUCCGUUCUCUCACAACCCCCUUCACCCCGUUAGCGAGGAUUAUACCUUCGGUUCAUCAGGAGGCAUCGGAUCCUCGACAGCUGCGGGAUGGGCUGCACAUGGUGCUGGCAUUCCUACUCCUGGACCUGAGCCUGAGCAGGAGGUUGUGCUACCGGGAAGCGACCUCGCAGAUUUUGCCGACUUCACGGACGCCAGGCUCCAAGCAGAUCUUGAAAGCUUCUUGGAGACGUUCGUCGGGGGGAUGCAAGACAUGGGUGAGCCCCCCCAAUGAGAAGAUGGUGAGCGAGAAGGGGAUGGGCGGCUAUGGCGUGAAAGAGAAGGAGGAAGGGCGAAGGAGUCUUGUUCUGGUCAUUAUUGUGUGAAACCGUGCUGUGUCAUGUAUUCUAGCAACAUAGAUGUGUGUAACAUGUACAAGAGUUAUAGAGUGACAUGGACUCCCUGCUCUGCG